Molecule: messenger RNA, 7780 nt
Organism: Diorhabda carinulata
Lineage: Eukaryota; Metazoa; Arthropoda; Insecta; Coleoptera; Chrysomelidae
Product: gamma-sarcoglycan
Exons: 7
Coding region: 229-1371 (380 amino acids)
Biological process (GO): heart contraction; cardiac muscle tissue development
Cellular component (GO): sarcoglycan complex; sarcolemma
Source: RefSeq, a predicted model, not a curated record
AGUUUACAUUCGAACGCGACGAGGGUCGGUAAACGAGGUUUUCCAAUUUUCCCGGAAAGCACGUGCGUUGGUUACGAGUUAAAAAGUUCUCACCAACAUUUUCAUUGAACAAUUUCAUCAUUAUAUUUUAAUGUUUUCAUCAUUCUUGAAAAUAUCAAUAUUAUUGAGAUCUCGAUGUGACAGAUUAUGUGAAGAAACGGAAAUAAACAAUUGUAUAUAGUAUAUAACAUGUCGGCUGAUGAGGAUUUAUUUUUGAACGGCACCGGGAAAACGAAAAGCAUUUAUCAACAAUCCUCUACGGGUGAAAAACACGUCCUUUUUUAUCCUACUAGUUCUCUGCCAUCGGUGGGCAUUGACAAUCAGACAGGCGAUAGAAAUACAACUUCCAGAAAGCUACAAAAACAAAUUCCUGGUCACCAAAAUCAUAGAAACUCUUAUAACAGUAUUGUAGGGAUGAAGAAAAGUGAGGGACCGAGCCCAGCCGUCGGAGAUACUCAAGAGUCUCACGGGGACCAAAGUCGACUAGAUCCUGAUAUUUCAGACUCUAAAUAUAACUUUAGAAUUGGAAUAUAUGGUUGGAGGAAAAAAUGUUUGUAUUUUCUCAUCCUAGUAUUGCUUAUCAUGGUUGUUGUGAAUCUUGCCCUCACGCUAUGGGUUCUUAAAGUCAUGGAAUUUUCAUCGGAGGGUAUGGGUCAGCUUAAAAUUGUAUCCGGUGGAUUGAAGCUGGAAGGAAAAACCUUCGUACUGGAUAGUUUAAUAGCGAGUAGUAUAAAAUCAAGAAGUUAUCAACCAAUAGUGAUAGAAUCGACUAAAAAUUUAACGCUUAGAGCUAGACAUACAAAUGGUUAUGUAGAUAGUUCCAUUGUAUUAGGUAAUGAAAAAUUAGAGUGCCUAACAAACAACUUCAAAAUAACAGACGAUAGAGGGUCGCUUUUGUUUUCAGCCGAUCGACGGGAGGUUAUAGUAGGAUCCGAAACACUUCGAGUUAUUGGGGAAGGAGGUACAAGUUUCAGUGGUUCGAUACAGACGACACUUGUUAGAGCGGAAGCUGGACAUGAACUCAGACUGGAAUCUCCCACUCGAUCUUUGGAUAUAAAAGCCGCAAAAGAAAUCAACAUCGAGUCCCGAGGAGGAAAAAUCCGAACGUUAUCUUUCAAUGAUAUUUCCCUCCAUUCUGAAGUCGGAGCUAUAAAAUUAGAAACCAGAUCACUACUAAUGCCUCUAAUACCCACAGCGAAAGUAACGUCCAGAGCAGCUUCGAGUGGUUCCUACGAUAUUUAUCAGUUGUGUGUAUGUGAAAGUGGCAAAUUGUUCCUCGCAUCACCCCAUUUAGUGUGUGCUUCCGAAAAUGACGAUAGAUUAUGUCGAUGAAGUCGAUUAUUAUUAGAUUGAUUGUUUUUCGUGUUUAUUUUGUUAACAUAUUUGAAAAUAUUCAAACAACCAAAAAUGAAUAUGAGUAAUUCUAAAUAAUCUAAAUUAAUAGAUGGGCGUAGUGUUGCCUAUGAGACGAGACGUCUUGUCUCGCAACAAAGUGGAAAGUCUCGUCUCAAAUCUCCAGUCUCGCAACAAGUGAAAAUAGAGGGUCGAUAAUAAUUUGAAAAAAAAAAUAAUAGUUGGAUGAAACCCAUUGGAAAAGGAGAAGAAUAUGGUGAUAAUAGUUUACGGUCGAUCUGUGGUUGAGAAUGUGGGGAGGUGGUCUGUAAGAGUAAACAACGGUUUAUUUUGAUUUUCGGUGAAAGUACAAGUCUUACGGAAAAAGUAGAAUAGCAAAGUUGUAGAUGAUAAAAAAAUCAACAAUUUAUGUAAAAAACAUUUUGUCCUCGCGAAAUUUUGUGAAAAGUUACUGUUUUAUGUACAAUAUCAUUCAAAUUAUUCGUUUGAAAUGUUUAUUUUUCAGGAUGUUUUGACACAAUAUCGAAAAAGCCCCUCAAUUUUCAAACGAAAAUUCUCUCAUCAAAAUAUGAACUUUUUUGAAAAAUUGGUGAGAUUUUUGUUCAUUGAAAUCUCAGAAGAAAUUUUGCCAUCAUGAAAUGAUAAAUUUUCCCAAAAAAGACAACGAAAGCUUGCAUCCCAAAGAUUUAUAUUUGAUCAUUAUAUACAAUUUUUAGUUACUUACUGAAAUUUUUCGCUCUAAUUACAAAAAAAAAACCGUAAAAUUCCAAUGAACAUUGACAAACAUAUAUAAUUUAUACAUAUAUAAUUUAAAUUUUUUAUAAAUAGUUUUUUUUGCUUAGAAGAAAGUUUACCAUAGUCAUGGUAAUAUUUUUUCACACCAUCAGAAAGUAGAGAUUUCAACGAACAAAAGUCUCAAUUAGUUUUUGAAAAAUCUAAUAGUUUAACGGAGCGAAUUUCUAUUGAAAAUUAGUGUGUUUUUUCGAUAUUAUAUCAAAAUAAAAUCAAAAAAUAAAUAUUUUAUAUCAUAUAAAUUACAGUAUAUAUUGGAAAAACAUGUUUAUUGUAAAAGAUGGAUAUAAAAAAACAAAAACUUGGUUUUCAAAAUUUCCAGGCUAUAUGAAAUAACUAAAGUUACAAAAUUUGUAGAUUCAUUUAUUCAUCUACAGCUUUGCUAUUAUUCUUUUCUCCAGAGGAUUUGUAUUUUUGCCGGAAAUCGAGGUAAAUAGUGUUUUACCCUUAAAAACUAACGCCCCUUUCGUUAGCGACCACAGAUCGUCCAUCAGGCAGGCUAACUGAGAAUUGUGACAAUGUGAUUUGUCCAUAAUUCCUUGGAUCAUAGAGCAUCGAAAUCGAUCUCAGAAUUUGGAUUUGAGAACUGAACUGAACUUUUCAGUAGCUCUGUUGUUUGUGAUUUUCACCUUCAAAGUUUGAGUGAUAAAUUUCUAAUUUUUCUUCAUUUCUUCACUAUAAGAUAACGUAAACAGUUUCCGAUUUAUCUCGAGGAUUCAAAAUUAAGACUACGGUAUAAAUCCAAUUUGUAUUUUUGUGGUGAUUAAGAAUUUUUCUCGGGCUGUCUGAAAAUUUAUAAUAAGCUGUUCAUUAACUUAUUUUAUGUCAGUGUUAAGGUCUCAUUCAAUAGCUCAACUUUCUACUUUGUCAAUCAACACAUUUAUUGAUUGGAAAUGUAGCAUAUUUUACCUUAAUAGUUGAUUUGAUAAUAAUUCUAAGUUUAUCAAUAUUUCAUGGACUUCUUCAAGUAUUUUUUAAUUCUGCCAAUUUUUGUGUAUUUGGACGAAAGAAAUUAAGGCUAUUUUUACAUUUCAAUGCAACUACUAGAUGUUUCAAUGCAACUACUAGAUGUCUAGAAUUCUAACGUGUAGAUACAUCUAGCUUAAGGAUAAGAUUCCUUGCAACCCCAAUUGUUUAACAGAAUUUUUAUUGUACACACUAUUAUGCGGAUUCAGAAAAGACGUUUAAUAAUAAUCACGAUAAUUAGGAUUAUUAAUAUUUGCCAAUUUUAAUUAUAAUACUUCGAGGUUUUUGCGAGACUUUUGUGCGAGAUUUGAGACAAAUCUCUUCUUGUUUCAUAUGAAAAUACAAAUUAUCUUCUCGAAAGCGAAAGAGAACUCUAGUAAACGAGCUUAUGAUGGGCAACAGUAGACUGACAGAUCUACAAAAACAUCUUUGUUUCUCUUAUAAAAGAAUGGCCUGUGAAAAAUACUGUACACAAGGACCCGAAGAAAAUAUUUAAAGAAAAAAAAUUCAUUCUGAUCCUAUUAUCUUACAUUAUUCUUUUUAUAUUCUCAAACUGCCUUUAAGUUGAGCAGUUGAGGGAAUAUCCUGGAAAGCAUAAUUGUGAAACAAAUAUUACUAAUUCAUGAAGCAACAAGGUUAAGUUAUAGUUUUGAUUGCUUAUAUUGAGAUUUUUCAACAAACAACAGUUCAGAGUCCUUGAGCAUAAAACCCCGAAGUCGUUACUAAUAGUAAAAAUGAAUUGUUGAAAAACAUUUAUUCUUAAUUUCACAGAAACUAACCAUCAGAGAUUAAUAUUGGUAAUGUAAAUAAUAAGUCAAAGGAUCAUAAUUGCAUUUUUUAUUCUUAAAAAUAAACAUACUGUAUACAGCUUCAUCACUUACUGAAAAUGUCGGUAUUCACAACGAAUUUCCUUUGAAUUCAAUGCAAUCCAACAAAAAAAUUCUAUUUUUCAAAGCAAUCUAAUUUUACUCAAAAUUUUCGUUUCGUGUAUCAAAUACAUAAAACAGAAUGUAUCCAUUUAUUUUUGUCGUGUCGAUAAGUAAUUAAAUUUCCAGAGAAAUGUCUUACUUGAAAACAUUUUUCUUUCUAAUAUAUUUCUCAUAAAAUAUUAGAAGUGUACGCCGAAAUAUUCCAAGCUGCACUAAGAAAUUAAAUUCUGGGAAUGACUAUUGGGAAAUAGUAAUUUUAAAACCUCUGGAACAUCUUUUCUAAACGAGAUAUUUAUAUGAAAACUAAUAGUUAACUCAUGUGAAUAAUCUUUCGACCCAUACUGUCAAAAAUUUCAUACAGUCGUGUCCCAUACAUAAUCUAUUACCUAAUAUUGUUUUUUGGAUACAUUUUUAUUCCUCUCUCAUUCAUUUCAAUUACUGUUGAUUCCAAUAUUUGUAUGUUACUUGAUCGUUUUCAUUUCACUUCUGUUGAAAACUGGUUUCAACGCGAAGGUACUUCAUUUUCAAUAGUAAGCAUCAAUUAAAAGUUACCACGAUUUGGUUAGCUUUUGGCAAGUACAAAAGUGUUUCAAGUCUUCGGAUUUUGUUUUGUUUUUUAUAUCAACUACAUUGAAAUGCAUUUCUCAACCUCCAGCAAUAAAUAUCGUACUUUUCCAUGAACUGUUGGUAUUGGUGCUUUCUCCAUAAAUUUCAAAUACUAUCGCAGAAGAUGCUAAAAAUACGAAUAAAACUUCAAUGUGCUGACUCGGGUUUUUUAUUUUUUUAUUGAAAUUAAUAUCUGCUCAUUCACGAAAUGAUCAUAUAAAUUUGGAUAUUUGUAGAAAAAAACUGGUUCUAAUUAUACAAAGAUUAAAAUUACCAUUGAAGAAGAAAACCCUGCAUUAUUUAUAAUCAAUUUAGCGUAUAUUUGAAAAAUUUUCAGUGUACUUGUAUUUUAAGUAUUGUGGAAAUUCUGGAAGCAAAUAUUGUUUUUAUUGAGACAAAAACGUGAUCCGCAUUUGGAAGAUUGUAUAUAUGAAAAAGAAGUACAUUUGGGAAGCUUGUAUCUCUGCCUUUCCUUUCCUAUCUGUACAAUGGCCAAUGUGAUUGUCCAUCCAGCCUUACAUCCUUCGGAGGAACGUGGGAUGUUGUUCCUGACUUUUUCUUGUUUUCCUGUAUUUCUUUUUCCAUAUCUGAUGGUCUACCCGUUUUUACUAUACGAUUAGAAUUGACAUUACGCAUACAAUAUGCAGUAUGAGCCCAAAAAUCUCCAAGUUUCAUAUACUUUUGAACUCUUUGUUGUGCAAGGCAUCUCCGAUGAAGCAGCCAGGAAUUCAAAACUACACUGGGACAAUCAAUGUUCAAAUAUUGCUUUGCUUUCCUGUCAUAUCGAUACAUUUUUCCUUUUGUAACUCUCCAGAAUAAUUUGAUAGUAAACAAAUACUUUUGUUACCUUCAAGAUAUUCAACAGAUGUCCCACGGUCCAUUUUUUUGCAUCCUCAUCCGAAGGUAAUUUACAGUUUGGAAUACGAUUACUUCUAACAGUGAAGACAGGGACGUGUAGUAAUUGUCAAAGUAGAUAACAAAGUUCUCAGCUUGUAGGACAAUUCUGGUCAACCUAAUGAUCACGUUUACACUUGCACCUGGAUCGGGUUCUUCUACACGGCGAUAUUUUUUUUUCUGUGCCAGUAUGAAUUUGGAAUUUAUAUGAAUAUCCACUUGCUCCACAUGAAACAAAAAGUUUGUAGCCCCAUUUUUGGGGCUUAGCAGGCAUAUAUUGUUUCAUAUAAUGUCUGACUCAAGAAGCGCAGGUCUGUUCAUCCACUGGAAGUUUUCUUCAAAUGGAAUGCUUUGAAAUUUUUUAUUCAUGGUGUAAUUGAUGUAGGCGAUCUAAGUCUGCAUUAUUUUGAUCCAAAUUAGCAUGGUCAUUGAAAUGCAUGCAUUUUCGAAUAUGCAUAAACUCGAAUCGUUAUACGCUGAUGAUAUUUUUUAUUCGACAAUUACGCAUUUUAACCAAAGAAAUAUAUAUGCAAAUGCCCAAGUAUUGUUUUAUAUCGAUUCCAGUCAGUUGGAUUCAUAGACAAUUUUUUGAAUUAGUUCAUAAUCAAAAAAAUGUUUGGAAAUAGCGGUAGUGUCUCGGUUGAAGUGGUGUCUUCCUUGAAGGCAUUUACAAUUUUAUCGAUAACUAGAUGUUUCUUCUUCCAUACCAUAUUCUUGUGUGCAGUGUGCAAUAACUGACACUAUACUAAAAAUAUCUUCGGUACAAGAUCCCUUUGUUGGUCAAUAGGCUUGUUACUAGCAAUAAUCUCAUCCUCAAAUUCUAAAGGUAGAUUUUCUAUAUCAAUAUCAUCAAUGACCAAGCCAAUAUCCUUAUGGUGUCGUACAUAAAGUUGUUACAGACAAACCUGCUACAGAGCGCAUCAACGAAUUUAUAUGAGUCACACUCAAAUUACGUUAUAUAAAAGAUUUGCUACAAUGCGUACUAUAGGGAUAAAUAUAUUAUUUGAUCUUCAUUUUCAGUCUAUUAAAAUGAAUAAUGUAUUUUGUGAUCUUUUGGACGUUUCGAACUAAUUUGAGUUUCUAUUCAAGUAUUUUUCUAUUUUCGUAAAUGUUAUAAACGAUUCUCCUGAAAAAUGUUCAUGAUGAUUAUUCUAUCACAACUAAUUCGAACUGAUAAAAUUUUCCGGUAUACUAUUUCACCCCAAAUUUCCUUCAAUAACAUCCCUUCAUUUGUUCUGGAUCAGUAUAGAAUCCUCGGCAUAAAAUUCAACCUUCAACACGAUUGGAAAUGCCAUAUCUAUGAACUUUAGACCUACUACCUAGAGAGACUAAACACAAUUUAAACCAUCAGCCACCGGCGAAAUUAUAUAGAAAAAUCUUCAUCUGUAUGGGUAGUCUACGGUGGUUCAUAUAGGAAAAAAAUUCUCAUAAAGUCUUAACACUUAAUAUGAAUUUUAAGUACUACAAUUUAAAUAUAAAGUUUCGCCAUUAAAAAUUUAAAAAAGGAGUAAAUUUUUUUUCCACAAACUGUGCUUCAACGACUCCUAUUGAUAAUCCAGUGCAAGUUUUAUAAAAAACGAUUUCGAAGAGCAUAAAAUUCCUCACAAGGUCCAUCAAACUGAUUCCCAUUAUUGUUAAAAAGUGAGUAAGGAUUAAAAAUGUAAAACUAUAAGUAUAACUUUAACUAAAACUGCUUAAUUCUGUUCAUAAUAGCACUCCACGCUUUUGUUUUAGUGUCUUCCGCUUUAGUACUACUACAAGCGUCUUUGCUGAAGCUGAUUAGCCAUCUCCACCUUGUUCUUUCACUUACCUCAUCAUUAUUUGAAUCUUUUCCAAUCUGGGCCUUGCAGAAGACUAGAAGCUGUUGCGGAGUAUAAAACUUUUUGAUCUUAAAGUUACUAUUUUAUUUACGUUAAAAGUUAUUUGAGAUAAUUUUUCAUAGAAAAUUUGUUUUUCUACAUAUUAUAUUGAAAAUUGAAAGCUAUCUGGGGUAGUUUUUAAUUAUUUUCCAAGUGAAAUACUACAUUUUUUAUUUUAUAAUACAGGUUUUAUCCAAUUCAGUAUCCAGACUAAAUGUUAAUAAAGAAGAUCAAAGUAUACACGAAAAACUAAUUUAGCCAAUGAACAUUAUAACGUCAUAUAUUUUAUGCGAAAACUUAUUAAAUAGCAUGUAAUAUAAAUUACUUUGUAUUGUAAAUAAA